ACUUGGGUAUAUACAGACACUGUGCUGAUUACCUCCUGUCACAAACUGACACCCAAACAUGUGCAUUAUUUGUAGGUCCGGAUGGCGAAGUCCGCACUCCGAUGGUCUCUCAGUAUGGUGACACUCCAUCAGCAUCAGGAACAUCAGUUCCUGACGAUUUUGAGCUGGUUCGAGCCAAUUUGUUGGAUAACUUAUUUAGAGAAUUUGAGAUAUGCGUUCACAAGAUCAAUAACACCAUAACAGAAUCGUGUCUGAUGUUCCCGGAUAGUGAUCUGCUGAAACAGAAAGGAUUGGUGUGGAAGGAGUUAAUGAAAUUGCUGCUUGUCGUUGACGAUGAGGAAAAAAAGGAUGGAGAUGAAGUGGAAAAGGGAGAUCAAAACGUUGAGGCAGAAAAGGAUGACGUGGCUGCGGCAGUUGAACCAGUUGAUCCGCAAAAAGAACUGGACAAAGUUGUUGAAAGGGUUCAAAGUGAAAUAACACCAGAGACAAAGUUCAACGUUUUAGGAAUUGAAACGGUGAACUUUUCAACAAGACUGGCCGAUGCAGCAACGGAUGAAAAACGUAAAGAAGUAACGGAGCCUGUUCAGCGUCAAAGAUCGCCGAGGCCGAAACGAACAAUCAAGCUUCCGACGGCACUGCGGUCACCGUACGUGCAACGACCUGUUAUGUUGAGAACCGUUCGUGAGAACGCUGAAGAAACACUUGCUCGAUGUAUAUUUUCUGUAGUAGGAAACGUAUGGUAA
This is a messenger RNA of Helianthus annuus (common sunflower), 743 nucleotides long. RefSeq lists its product as uncharacterized. The transcript has 3 exons. The coding region runs from base 102 to 743 and encodes 213 amino acids. Lineage: Eukaryota; Viridiplantae; Streptophyta; Magnoliopsida; Asterales; Asteraceae. The record is from RefSeq and is a predicted model, not a curated record.